CGCGAGCCCAUCGACCUCAACCAACGACUACACGACAACUUAGGUUCGCACAUCUGAACUUCCGGCGUUCAGAAAACUAAUCCACAGCGACACCAUGGCCACCGCACAGGGUCAGAUCUCUAAGCGCAGGAAGUUCGUUGCUGACGGUGUCUUCUACGCCGAGCUCAACGAGUUCUUCCAGCGCGAGCUCGCCGAGGAGGGCUACUCCGGCGUUGAGGUCCGUGUGACGCCCACCGUCACCGACAUCAUCAUCCGCGCCACCCACACACAGGAGGUUCUCGGCGAGCAGGGCCGCCGCAUCCGCGAGCUCACCUCUCUCAUCCAGAAGCGCUUCAAGUUCCCCGAGAACUCCGUCUCCCUGUACGCCGCAAAGGUCCAGAACCGUGGUCUCUCCGCCGUCGCUCAGUGCGAGUCCCUCCGCUACAAGCUUCUUAACGGUCUCGCCGUCCGAAGGGCAUGCUAUGGUGUCCUCCGUUUCAUCAUGGAGAGCGGCGCCAAGGGUUGCGAGGUUGUUGUUUCCGGAAAGCUCAGGGCUGCCCGUGCGAAGUCCAUGAAGUUCACUGACGGCUUCAUGAUCCACUCCGGUCAACCCGCCAAGGACUUCAUCGACGAGGCAACGCGCCACGUUCUCCUCCGCCAGGGUGUCCUCGGUAUCAAGGUCAAGAUUAUGCGUGGCGCAGACCCCGAGGGCAAGGCCGGCCCCGCCAAGUCGCUCCCCGACUCCGUGACCAUCAUCGAGCCCAAGGAGGAGCAGCCCGUCGUCCAGCCCAUGUCGCAAGACUACGGCGCCAAGGCGAUCGCCGCGCAGCAGGCCGCCGAGGCCCAGCGGCAGGCGGAGCAGGGCGAGGGCGAGGCUGCGCCCGCAGAGAGCUACGCUGAGGAGCAGUAGAUAUUUCCCUUUUACGAUCGGAUUACGAGUUUUUUCUAUUCGCGUGCAUGCGAGCGGGGCGGACUGAUGAAUGAGCGCGCUGGUAUCACGAAACGGUUCGUGUCCCACUUCCCUGCUGCCUUCUUGCACCCUGCUUUCAUUUCAUCUUCCCCAUGGACGUUAUGAAAGCGUAAGUCGUGUGGUUUGGCGUGUGUGUCGGCGGAUCGGAGUAGGGACCAGGCGACCAAUAUCAAAUUCCUUUGCAUUCGGAUGGGCGAGUGGGUACAAAACUUUCAAGUGUCAUGUCAUGUCAAUGAUCACCAAGGGCAGUUACGGAGUCUUAUGUGCUGUGUACUUUCGGAACACCCCAAUGCAAAAAAAUAAACACAGCUUGACCAAUCACUUUGCGUAUUUUGAUGCUUC
Molecule: messenger RNA, 1291 nt
Organism: Paraphaeosphaeria sporulosa
Lineage: Eukaryota; Fungi; Ascomycota; Dothideomycetes; Pleosporales; Didymosphaeriaceae
Product: ribosomal protein S3
Exons: 4
Coding region: 95-889 (264 amino acids)
Biological process (GO): translation
Cellular component (GO): nucleus; cytosolic small ribosomal subunit
Molecular function (GO): structural constituent of ribosome; RNA binding
Source: RefSeq, a predicted model, not a curated record